AUUAUAUCUAUAACUAAUUAGACGAAAAGACUAUUUGAUAUAUUUUAAGGACAUUUACUAUCAGACAUCAUGAGUGUUAAGGUCCAACGUCAACAGGUAUGCAGUAACUGUAAGCAUGCAAAUUUGAUUGUUGAUAGGUAUACUGCUGCAGGAGAUAUCUCAUGUUCAAGAUGUGGAACAGUUCAAGUUGAAAAUCCAAUUGUUAGUGAAGUUCAAUUCGGUGAAUCUUCGUCAGGGGCAGCUAUGGUUCAAGGGGCUAUGGUUGGUCAUGAUCAAGCUAGAGCUUCAUAUGGUGGUAAUAGACAAAAUGCGAUGGAAAGUAGAGAACAAACCAUCUUGAAUGGUAAGAGAAAAAUAAGAAGAAUAGCGGCAGCUUUAAAGAUUCCUGAUUAUAUAGCAGAAUCAGCUGGUGCUUGGUUUAAAUUAGCUUUAACUCAAAAUUUCGUUCAAGGUAGAAGAUCACAAAAUGUUUUGGCAGCUUGUUUAUACGUGGCCUGUAGAAAAGAAAAGACCCAUCAUAUGUUAAUUGAUUUUAGUUCAAGAUUACAAAUAUCAGUAUAUUCAUUGGGAGCUACAUUCCUUAAAAUGGUUAAAGCUUUAAAUAUCACACAAUUACCCAUUUCUGAUCCAUCUUUAUUUAUUCAACAUUUUGCUGAAAAAUUAGAUUUUAAAGAUCAAUUAACUAAAGUGGUUAAAGAUGCGGUUAAAUUAUCUCAUAGAAUGUCUGAUGAUUGGAUAAGGGAAGGUAGAAGACCAGCUGGUAUAGCAGGUGCUUGUGUAUUAUUAGCUGCUAGAAUGAAUAAUUUCAGAAGAUCUCAUGCUGAAAUUGUAGCGGUCUCUCAUGUUGGACAAGAAACAUUACAAAGAAGAUUAAAUGAAUUUAAAAAGACUAAAUCAGGUGAUUUAACGGUACAAGAUUUUAGAGAAACUGAAAUAACUGAACAAGCUAAUCCUCCAUCAUUUGAUAAGAAUAGAAGAAAUGAACAUAAAUUGAUUCAACAAGUUAAAGAAAAGGAAGCUAGAUUGGAAAGAUUACAAAAAUUUGCCCAAGAAAAUAAAUUAAGAGCCAGUGAUGAAGAAUUAAAAACCAUGUUGGAAGAGAAUCCUGCACCAAUCCCAGAUAUUAAACCAGAUGAAGAUGGAACUAAUACUUUAUCAGCUAAAGAAUUACAAAGUGAAAUCAAAUCAGUUAAUAGAGCUAAAUUACUGAGAGAUAAUCUUCAUAUUAAAGAAGAAGGUGAUAAAGAUAUGUUGUUAAGAACUAUCUUAAGAGAUUAUGAAGUUUCAGAAGAUAUUAUAGCUCAAGAAUUGGAAAGAAUUUUAAAUAGAAAGAAGGAUCAAUUAAAAGGAUCAGUAUAUCAAAACCCAUCUGAAUUGACUGAUCCAAAAGAUAAAGAAAAAUCAAAAGUUGAUGUGGAUAAACCAAGAAAUUUACAUAAAUUACCCACUACAUCUGAUGUGUUAUCUAAAGUUAGUUCAAGUGUUGAAUUAACGGAAGAUGAUGAUGAUGAAAUAGUUCUCGAAAGUGAAUUGACUGAUAAAGAAAAAGCCAUGAAGGAAAGAAUAUGGACAGGUUUGAAUCAUGAUUUUAUUAUUGAACAAGAGAGAAAGAGAUUGAAAGAAGAAGCUGAUGAAUUAACUGGUAAUACAUCUGGUGCCAAUCGUAAGAAGAAACAAAAGACCAAUGCUGCCCCAGUUCUUAAUGAUUUAGGUGUCAGUAGUGCUUUGGCUAGUAUUGAAGUAGAUGAAAAGACAGGUGAACCUUUAACUGCUGCUGAUAGUGCUAAAUUGAUGUUAUCAAAGAAAUCGUUCUCCAAAAAGAUCAAUUAUGCUACUCUUGGGGAAUUGUUUCCUCGUUCUGGUAUAUAAGUUCAAUCACUUAUAUACAUUUAUGCUAUUCAUGGGUCCAGGUUAGGAGUUAAUACAGGUAGGAUGUUGACAUUAGACUAUUUUUAUUGGAUAUAUAUAACUUUAUUUUAUAAUAUACAAGUGUUAAACGUUACGAUUGUGUUUUUUUUGCAGU
Scheffersomyces coipomensis is the source of this 2023-nucleotide messenger RNA. It is a transcript of the gene BRF1, whose product is annotated as transcription factor TFIIIB subunit. NCBI's taxonomy places the organism in Eukaryota, Fungi, Ascomycota, Pichiomycetes, Serinales, Debaryomycetaceae. The record is from RefSeq and is a predicted model, not a curated record. The transcript has a single exon. Gene Ontology annotation, cellular component: transcription factor TFIIIB complex; nucleus; transcription preinitiation complex. Bases 70 to 1869 code for a protein of 599 amino acids. Gene Ontology annotation, biological process: transcription preinitiation complex assembly; DNA-templated transcription initiation; transcription by RNA polymerase III. Gene Ontology annotation, molecular function: TBP-class protein binding; RNA polymerase III general transcription initiation factor activity; RNA polymerase III type 3 promoter sequence-specific DNA binding.